Molecule: messenger RNA, 675 nt
Organism: Prorocentrum cordatum
Lineage: Eukaryota; Dinophyceae; Prorocentrales; Prorocentraceae
Source: the annotation of a GenBank genome assembly
AUCACCGCUGGCAGCUGCCAGCCCACCAUUGCUGAACCGAGCCUGGCGCGCGCGGCCAUCUCCGACCAUUGGGCUCCAGUCCUUCAAGUCAAGUCACGGGGGGCGGGCCUCUGGGGCGCGUCGAACGCGCGCGCGCCGGCUACCUCGCGGCCCCUCAUCAUGAACGACGUUGAGAUCCAGAUGCCCGCUUCGGUCACAGACAGAACCCACGGAGCGGCGGCCGCCGAGCCCGCCGACGAGCAGGGGCACGCGCCUGCCUUCGCCCCCGCGGACGCAGCGGCGCCCUGCCCGGCGCUGAGCCGGCAGCGGGCCCGGGCGGCCCACGGGCGCCGGGGGCGUUGCGGCGACGCGCGGCGGGUGCUCCAUCGGGCCUUCCACACGGACCCGCUCUCGCACCCGUCGCUCGGGGCGGGCGCGCUCCAACCGUUGGUUCGCGCCGGCUCUGGGGCCGCACGUUGGCGCCCGCUCGGCGGAGCAUGGGCGCUCGUCGUCUACCCCGUGGUCCAAGCCGCAGCCCUGUCCGCCGAGCUUCGGAUGAUCCGCCGCGGGCCGGUCAGCGCGCGCGCAGGAGACCGCGGAGUCAUCUUGGCGAGGCCCAUGGGCACCGAGCGUUUGUUCCCGCGCGCUUUUACCGUGGACCCCCUCGCUGGCCUUCAAUUCCAGUCCAGGAAGUGC